Molecule: messenger RNA, 1042 nt
Organism: Heterotrigona itama
Lineage: Eukaryota; Metazoa; Arthropoda; Insecta; Hymenoptera; Apidae
Source: the annotation of a GenBank genome assembly
UUUUUUUUUUUUUUUUUUUUCAAUUUACGUCAGCGCACGUGACUUCCCCACGUUCGAGUUAGUAACACGAAACUGUGGGAGUCGGUGACUCGUUCGACACCUAUUUGAAAAUUACGCCCGCAUCAAGCUACAUCAGCUAACAACUUGGUUUCAUUUCUUUAUCUACGCCGAUGCGCCACUUACCUCGUUCGGAGUGCGUUGCUUUAUUUCGCGCGAUUAAAACUGGUUCUCUUGUUGAUAGUAGACGGAUUUGGCUAUCGCUAUGUCGCACUCGCCAACGGGUAUUUAAACUUGCAGCCGUGAAAGUUACGUGCAUUUCUUCGUUGCCACUGCGAGGAAAAUGAAGCAUUUACCGGUGCGUUUCGUUUUGCUUGUUUCGAAUCUAUUUCUGCUCGACUACUCGGCCAUGGUAACAGGAACGAUACUCUUUAGACCCGAGCAGCUCCUCGUCGAUGACAUCUGCGGGGAGAACGAAAUUUUCAGUUACUGUUACGCGAACCCGAGUUGCGAAAAGAGUUGCGAUAACAUCGAUGUCUGGGAGUCGGUGCCUUGCAUCCGGACGAAAAAUUGCUUGAGUGGUUGCAUCUGCGAGCAGGGAUACGUGCGCGACAAGAGUCAAGGAAUUUGCAUUUUGGAGAACAUGUGCCCCAGAAUCAGGCAUUGAUCUCAGACGAAGCCCAUGGUUCGUGGCCAUUUGAUUUAGUCGAGAUAUGUCGAUUAAUAUAUUCACACAUAUUAGAAGAUAUUAGAAAAAAAAGUAUCAAAAACUAAUUGUAUAUUCCUUUCUCCUUCUGUUCGUUGCUACUUUUAACUUGUUUAUAUGAAUAACACACGUAUGAAAGAAUUGUGUUUUCGAAGAAAGUAACUUGUAUUCCAAUCCCGAGACGAUUUUUCACAGCGGCGUGAAUAAGAGAUGCGUAGACGCAUUUUGAUGGAAGCUGGUGGGGGAAUGUGGCGGCGCGCGAUAUGAUAGCAUUUUGAGAUGGUUCAGUUCCGCGCCGUCUCACGUGCGCGACACAUUUCAAUAAACGUGAAAUCGUCG